Molecule: messenger RNA, 3357 nt
Organism: Aphidius gifuensis
Lineage: Eukaryota; Metazoa; Arthropoda; Insecta; Hymenoptera; Braconidae
Gene: chas
Product: putative mediator of RNA polymerase II transcription subunit 29
Exons: 11
Coding region: 342-3278 (978 amino acids)
Source: RefSeq, a predicted model, not a curated record
ACAUUCUGUAACUGUCAGAAAUAUGCCAGUCGCCAAUGAGCGCCACAACAGGCAUCACCUUCAUAAUUUAUAAAUUUUAUAUUAAACCCUUUUUCAUAAAAUACUUGUUUAUCAAUUAAAAGUUUAUCUAUUUUUACUAAAAAAAAAAAAAUUCAAGUGUAAAAAAAUAUUUUUAUAAUUUAAAAUUUAUUUUUUGUGAUUUUUAAAAUAAAAAGAUAAUUGUAAUUGUGUUUAAUGGAUAUUGUUUUUAAUUUUUUAUAGUCAAGUCACGGAGACUCGCAUGAACGAAGCCAAUUGAUGCUCAUGAUUGGUGACUAGCAUCAUCGAAACCAAUCGAAACUAUGGAGGUGAUUUCGACGCGCAGAUACGAAGCUCGACCACCAGCUAACUCCGUUCAUCCGGGACUUAUCUUUGAUCCACAAAAUUCAAUAGCAACAAUCAAAGAAGAAGAAUGGGAAACACGAAAAAAAAAAGAAAUAACGACAACACGACAAAUUGAAACGAGAGUUAAAAGACAAGUUGUACUUGAAGAUGGUGAAGUUGUCAAAGAUUCUGGUCCUCUUGUCACCACAAAUACCACUGAAGAUGUUGAGCAACAAGAGCACACAACUCAAGAGAGAAAAACAAAUGGUGAUGAUCCAAAGGAAAUUGAAUGGCCAAUUGAUGGAAAAGAAUCUGGUGGUAUUGUGGUGCAAAAAGAACUCAAUGAAACAGUCAUUAGAUCUCGUGAAGAAACUGAAGAGUUACUUGAAACUGAAGAUCGUCGUCAACUUGGUGACAUCACCGAUGAGGCAUACCAACAAGCAAUUAAAAAUAAUCGCGGUGAUAUAAGAAUAUCACUGGCUGAAUCAUCAAAACAAUUGGCUGUUAAAACAGGACCAAGAGUUUUACAGCAUACAACAAAAUCCAACAAAGUCAUUGACACGGAAAAAACCUUGGAACGUAAAGAACUCAAGCCUGAUGGUCAAAUUGUAACUGAAACAAAAAAAACUGUUGAACACGAGGAGAUUAGAGACGUACCAGCUGAUGAAAAUGCAAUUAACAAUGAUGAUACAUCAGAAACUAAAAAAGAAUCAUCACAAAGAUUUUUAAAAAAACGUGAAGAAGACGUUGUUGAUUAUAUAUCAGGUGGUGAAAAAAUUGCACGUGAAAUGCGAUAUGUAUCUGAGAUAACUGAAGGUGAACGUAUUGGUGAUUGGCCACCACCACCAGAUACAAUGAGAACAGUUCGACUUCCAAAGCCAGCUGGUUUACCAAGUGAUACAAAUCCAAUGAAUAGAAAAGAUGCAUUGACUAAAAAACCCCUUGAUCCAGAAGAAGAAGAUGAAGCUAGAAAAUUUGAAACAUCAAAAUGGCUAGAGAAUCAUUUUGGUAGUGAAUCAAGAUCAUCACAUAGUUCUGAUCAUGAUAAUGUACAAUCAUCACCAAUUCAAACAGCAACUAACACAAGUUUUAUUAAUGUUACUAUGAAAUCAUGUACACCACGUGAUCGUGAUUAUAAAAAUCCAAGUAAUAAUAAUAAUAAUCAUAAUCAUCAUCAACAACAACAACAACAGCAACAACAACAGCGUAAAAUAUCUGCUCGAGAAUCGGGAUCGCCUUCGGGUUACUUUCACGGUAUCAGUGAAUGGUCGGAGAGAUUUCAAGGAUCAGACAAUUUAAAUGGUACAAUUCCGGCAAAUUCAUCGAAACAUUAUGUUGUUGAAACAUCAAGAACAAAUGGUAGUUUAUCAAGAAAAGAAAAUCCAAGAAAUCAUGGUGAUAAUGUUAGACAACAAAAAGAUACAACGACAUAUACAAAAAAUUAUGAGACAACAUUACGUAAAAAUCAUGAGUCACAUAAUCAACGUACAAGUCCACCAUCACCACCAGUUAGAAGAAGACUUCGUGAACAGGUAACAACAACAAGGUUGGAAGAAAAAAAUUCCUAUCCAGAAAUACGUGGUUCAAGUCCAGUUAAUGUUGUUCAACGUACAUGGGAAAAUCGUAGUCGUGAAAAACCAGAUAAUAAUCGUCAUGAAAAAAUUGAAAUACGACAUUAUAGUCCAGUUAAAUCACGUUCACCAUCACCAGUUAUUUUAAAAACCCAAGCACCACCACCAGUAAGACGUGAUAAAAAAAAAUCAACAAUUGAUAAAUCAAACCAACGUAAAACAAGAUCUCAAUCACCAAUUGAACAAACAAAAUCAAAAAUUGGUGAAUCAUUUCGUAAAUUAGUUGGUAAAUUACGUUCAGUAUCAUCAGAAAGAAAAAAUGGUAAUAAAAAAAAUGGUAGUAGUUCAGUAUCACAGCUAACACAAACAGAUGAUGAUUCAACUUAUUUACAAUACAAUGUUAUUGAUAAAAAUAUACCAGAAAUUAUUGGUGAUGAUGAAGUUGACAUGAAUAAACCACCAGAAAGACCACCAAGAUCAUCAAAUAGCCCAGUGACAAAAACAAUCAAGGUCACUAGAACAAAUGGCAGUUCAUCAAAUGAUCAGUAUAAAUCAAGAAAUGGUAACAGUACACCACACAGAUAUUACAUAAGUGAAGAAUCAUAUUCAUCAUCAAAAAGUCCAUAUGAUACACGAAUAAAUGAUCAACGUAAUCAUUAUAAAUCAUCACGUAAUAAUAUUGAUCAUGAUAGUGUUAAUGAAUCAAGUACACUUGAUAGAUUUAGUAAAUCAACAAGUCGUUUAAUAAAUGGUAAUGAUAAUAAAUAUUAUUCAACAACACAAACACUACCUAAAAAACUUAAUUAUAAAAAUAAUACAAUGUCAAUACAAUCAUCAAAUCAUCAUCCAACAAUAACAACAACAACAAAUCAUACAAAACAAAUACAAACACCAAUAACAUCAAAAUCAAAUCAAUCAAGACACUACAACAGUAUGAUUAAUAUAUCAAUUAAAAAUUCUGUAACAUCACCAACAUUAAAAAAUAUAAAAAAUAUAAAAAAUAAUAAUAAUCAUUUACAAAAUAGUAAUAAUAAAUUACAAAAUUAUAAAAAUUCAAAUAGUUCUGGUAAUUCGUCAAUUCAAAGUACAUUAUAUUCAACAGUUAAACAUGAUAAUAAUUAUAAAACAUCAUUAUUACGUAGUAAAAGUUUCAAUGUCGAGGCAAAUAAUAAUAAUAAUAAUAUUAAUAAUAAAAAUAUUAAUGGUGAUAACACCCACAGAAUUCCAUACAAGUCAAAUACACAGUUGAAUAGAUUGGACGAAACGCCUCCACUAAAAAGUCCUGGAAUUCUUGCUAGUAUAAGUCGAAGUAAUCGAGACCUCUUUAGGCAUGAUUAUUAUUAAAAAUAAAAUUAAGAUUUUUUUUUUUUCAUUAAAAAAUUUAAUUUUUUUAAUGAUGUAAAUAAAAAUAAUUUACUCAGGC